AUGUUCCCGAAUUGGUUUCAACGACGCAGACGUCGUCACGAAAUCUCACCCGACUCACCAAAAUGGCCGAGACAUUUCUCAUGUUCAUCAUUCAAAGACAUCCAAAACCUCCUUCACGACGAUGACCCCUUAUCUGAAUCCUACUCUCCCCGGCGUCAAGUCAUUCACCAGCCUCGGAGCCCCGCUAGGAUUCACGGACCUAUCUCAAAUGAAAGUUUCUCCGUCGUGGAUAUCCCCAACGCUGAUCACCACCGAGGCGUCGUUAUCUACUACACUAGCCUUGGAAUCAUACGUAAGACGUUCGAUGAGUGUAGAUAUGUGAGGUCCAUCCUCCAUGCAUUCCGAAUCAAUAUCGACGAGCGAGAUUUAUUGAUGGAUUCAACAUUUCACGAUGAGUUACAAACGAUGUUCGGAACAAAGAAAGUGACGUUGCCUAAGGUUUUUAUCGGUGGAAGAUACAUCGGCGGGUCGGAAGAGAUUAAGCAGUUGCAUGAGAACGACAAGCUGAGGAAACUGAUCGCUGCGUUAACACCGUCAGGUGAUGAAAGGUUCGCUGAGUCACAAAAUCUUCUCGGAGAGAUCUGGAUUCACAAGCUGUAA
Molecule: messenger RNA, 600 nt
Organism: Camelina sativa (false flax)
Lineage: Eukaryota; Viridiplantae; Streptophyta; Magnoliopsida; Brassicales; Brassicaceae
Source: RefSeq, a predicted model, not a curated record